UGGGGCCCCCAAGGUGAAGAAACCCUGUCUAGGGAAACCGCUUCGGAGGAUUCGGUUGAGGAGCGGCUUCUCCAUCUCCGCCGCGGCGGUCUGGCUUGGAUCCUCUCGGGACCAGCCGAAGAGCCCGCAAAGCAGCCGCGGGGAGCGCCCAGAGGAGGCCCCUCAGGAGCGCCUUCCUCAGGCCUGUGGCGGCGGGGCGGGAGGUCCAGGCACGGCGGCGGCGACGACGCCUCAGCAGCCAGCCUGGCGGGUAAGUCAGCCCGCCUCCCUCCCCGCCUCCUCCCGGCGGCGCGGCCGGGGCGGGGGAAGCGAAAGAGCCGGCGAGGCGGAGAAGGCCGCCCGGCAGCACUCAGCCGAGACUAGCAGCAGCAGCAGCAGCCCAAGAUGGCGGCGGCGUGGUUGGCGUGGAGGCUGCUUCUGCCGCGCGGGGGUCUCGCCGCGGCGCCCAGGACCAGCGGCGGCCGCUGCAGUAGCGUCCUGAGGCAUGAGCCCCUUCCCAUGAAGAAGAUGUUGAGACUUCAGAAGCAGCCACUUUCCCCUUUCUUCUUUACUGGUCAGCGGAAACUGCACACUGCACCAGCAAGGGGGGUGUUGCGGCUGCGUCCCCUGCACCUUUUGGUGGCUACAGGUGGAGGAUAUGCAGGAUACAAGCAAUAUGCGAGACAUAAGGAGAAGCAGCUAGAAAAACUGGGCGUGGAGGUAUCACCCAACAUUGCAGCUGCUUGGGAGGUUUCCCUGUACAAAUCUGUGCCAACGCGGCUGCUCUCUCGAGCCUGGGGGCGCCUGAACAGUGUCGAGUUGCCCACCUGGCUGCGCAAGCCUGUCCUCAGCCUGUACAUCUGGACCUUUGGCGUCAACAUGAAGGAGGCAGCCGUGGAAGACCUGCAUCACUACCGGAACCUGAGCGAGUUCUUCAGGCGCAAGCUGAAGCCACAGGCACGGCCUGUCUGUGGCGUCCACAGUGUGAUCAGCCCGUCGGAUGGCAAGAUCCUCAGCUUUGGACAAGUGAAGAACUGUGAAGUGGAGCAAGUGAAAGGCAUCACUUACUCGCUAGAGUCCUUCCUGGGUCCACACGCAAUUAAAGAGAACGCCAAGUCCAAAUCAGCCUCCUGCGGCAACUCAUUCCAAAAGCAGCUGGUCACACAGGACAGCAAUGAACUCUAUCACUGUGUGAUUUACCUGGCCCCUGGAGACUACCACUGUUUCCACUCGCCCACCGACUGGACCGUCUCUCACCGGCGUCACUUUCCAGGCUCCCUGAUGUCUGUGAAUCCUGGAGUUGCUCGAUGGAUUAAGGAGCUCUUCUGCCACAACGAACGAGUGGUCCUCAGCGGGUGCUGGAAGCAUGGGUUUUUUUCCCUGACGGCAGUAGGAGCCCAAAACGUGGGGUCGAUCCGCAUCUAUUUUGAUGGGGACCUGCGGACCAACAGCCCCCGCUACAGCAAAGGCUCCUACAAUGACUUCAGCUUCGUUACCAACAACAACCAGGAGGGCGUCCCCAUGAGGAAGGGGGAACACUUGGGGGAGUUUAAUCUGGGCUCCACCAUCGUCCUGAUCUUUGAGGCACCGAAAGACUUCAACUUCUACCUGAAGCCUGGCCAGAAAAUCCGCUUUGGGGAGGCCUUGGGCUCUCUCUAGAUAGAGACUCCUCCUCCACAGCGGUGGUGGGGUUGGUGGGGGUGGGCUUUUAUAUGCAACCGGGACUCCUCAGUCUGUCAAAGGAGAAGCUUCUCGAAGGUGGGGGUGCUGCUCAGCAGGACCUGAGUGAGGAGCACCAGACCCCCUUGUGCAAGGGGGGGCCCGUGCAUUCCCACCCCGAGAGCUACAGACAUAUCAGGGAUCGUGGCCUUCAAGAAUGUUGACCAGGGUGGCUUUUCUUCUUGCCUGUGCCUGUGCCAAUAACCGUCUCUCCCCCCGUAGGCCGCCAUGGCGGUCUGUGUUGAACUGCUGGAAACCUUGCAGUCAGAGGGAGGAAGGAAAGCAGAGAGAUUCCUUCUUUAAAGGGAUGCUAGCAGAUUGUCCUAAGCUUCCUGUUCUCUAUUUAAGUUUCUUCCUCCCCCCCCCCCCCCCCGUGUGAAAUGUGGCUGGAGCACAGCCCAACACAAGCUCGCUUGGACUCCCUGUGGCGGCUUCGGAAACUGGUACAAUCUGGUACUCUCCCUUUAAAGCAGAAGUUUGCACUGUCUUUUAAAGUCUCCAACACUGUGUCCACAUUCCACGUUUUGACUUCAUCCGUUUGAGUUUUUCGCCUCUUUGACCUGCUGCUCGGGCUCCUCCCAGGCUUCUCCUUCCUGUCUUGCUCUUCUAGGCCUUAUCUGUAUGGGAGAGAGCUAGUCUCCUUUCAUGGGCCAGGGAUGCCAAAAAGAUCCCACCCACUUCAAUGUCUCCGUGCAAAGGCUCGGGCUUGUCUUCUCUUCCUCCCAGGUGCUGCCCCUGGGAUGUUGCCAUGACCUGGGGAAGAGCCCGGGGGGGUGUCUGCCCUGGCAUUCUUGCAGAGAGCAACAGGACAGGCCCAGUGGGAACCCUGGAGUAAUCCUCCUCAUGUGCAUUAACCCUUCCCUACUCCUUCCUAGGCUUGCAAAUCCCUACAUUCCUGACAUCAAGAGGCCACAUUUGCACAAGGAUCGGAGCUCGAGGGUUCACUACGGAAGUGUCCCCCAUUCGUGCUCUGAGGUCUCCAUUUCCCAGUGUAAGCACUACUGCAUAGACCAGGAACAAGGGAGAGCCCCAUUUCAGCUGCCUUUUCCCUCACAGGGGGUUCAUCACAACAGGUGCCAAAGGGGAGUGAAGGGAUUCAUUUAUUCAUACAAUUCAGUUUUCAACUCAAGCAGCCAAGUGCACAUGGAUGAGGCUCAGGAGAGUUGAAUUCACUUCGGUUCAAAUUACAACUCACCUUAAAACCAUUGAUAUUCUCCUUGCUUUAGCCUUACACACGUGUGUGUGUGUGUGUACACACGUCCCACCCACGCACCUCCAAAAGAGGGAGACGUGCUCUCUUCCUCGUAAGGAAUAUGCCACUGUCCUAAAAGCAGCUUUGAGAAGAGGGCAGCUAGGGUAAUGUCAAGAUGAUGACAAACCAGAACAGGCCUCUCUCUUCGAGGCACCGUAGCGUAGCCCUCUCUCUGGUGCUGUGGUUGACGUCAGGCCGAGAAUUGGCUUUUGUGAUGGCUGGUCCGUCAAGCUGCCCUGCUCCCCCCCACCCAGAAUGCCAUGACCGUUCACAGCUCCUGUCUUUUUAGCACCUCAUUCUAGGAAGGCCAACUUGAAGAGUGGGCUAUUGCUGAAGCGUAUGAAAGCAGUGAGCAGGCCCUAGAGGGGUGCAGCUUCCCUCCGUUCGGAGGGACGCAUUGCUUCUGCUGAGGCUGUGUUGCUGCUGAUGCCACUUGGAGCUUUCUGUUCUCAUUGUUCUGCCUGCCUAGCUUACUAGAGGUACAAGUGCUUGUUCAGGACCAUCAGAUGCUACCGGACGGAUGUUCUGCACUGGGCCUGUGUCUGCGGCGGAUGAGGCCGAGUGCCAGGAAAGGUCACGUUGAUCCUCCACGACUGGGAGUGGGUUUCUGGGUGACGCUGUGAAUUUCUCCUGCAUGGAGAAUCCAUUUGAUUUUUCAACUGUAUCAGUAGCACAGUAUUUUUGUAUGUCAAAAUGUACAACUUGCAGACAUUAACUCAUUAAUUGCAAAUGUUUUUAAAUAAAACAGGUGACUUGC
Messenger RNA from Hemicordylus capensis (graceful crag lizard), 3707 nucleotides. It is a transcript of the gene PISD, whose product is annotated as phosphatidylserine decarboxylase. Gene Ontology annotation, cellular component: mitochondrion. The transcript has 8 exons. The record is from RefSeq and is a predicted model, not a curated record. NCBI's taxonomy places the organism in Eukaryota, Metazoa, Chordata, Lepidosauria, Squamata, Cordylidae. Gene Ontology annotation, molecular function: phosphatidylserine decarboxylase activity. Gene Ontology annotation, biological process: phosphatidylethanolamine biosynthetic process. Bases 385 to 1638 code for a protein of 417 amino acids.